AUGUCUGCGCGUGGCGACGAGCAGGAACAUGGUGAGCUUGAAGGGCGUGGUGGUGGAAAGCGCAACAACGUGAAGGCGGCGGCGGCAAAGGGCAGUCCCUCGGGGAGGCUCUCGCAGGAGGUGGCUGGUGGCGACGAGCAGGAACAUGGCGAGCUUGAAGGGCGUGGUGGUGGAAAGCGCAAUAACGAGAAGGCAGCGGCGGCGGCCAAGGGCAGUCCCUCGGGGAGGCUCUCGGAGGACGUGGCUGGUGGCAACGAGCAGGAACAUGGCGAGCUUGAAGGGCGUAGUGGUGGAAAGCGAAACAACGCGAAGGCGGCGGCGGCAAAGGGCAGUCCCUCGGGGAGGCUCUCGCAGGAGGUGGCUGGUGGCGACGAGCAGGAACAUGGCGAGCUUGAAGGGCGUGGUGGUGGAAAGCGCAACAACGAGAAGGCAGCGGCGGGGGCCAAGGGCAGUCCCUCGGGGAGGCUCUCGCUGGAUGUGGCUGGUGGCGACGAGCAGGCGCUGCCCAGGCCCGUUAUAGAAGGGCUAGCAGAGCAGCGAGGUGGUGGCGGUAUCGAUCAGGAUGAGGACAAGCCUGCAGUAGUGACUGCUGGGAAAGAACAUGGACGUGAAGCUGUGAUUCCGUACAAACGACGCAAUGCUGUGGACUCGGCCGGUCGCGACCGAAAUGCGAGACAAGCUCGACAAGGGACGAAACAGUAUGUUUCGAGCUCGUCGGGUUCGGAGGAGGGAUCCAGUGACAGUGAGUCAGGCAGCUCAUCCGGGAGUGAGGAAGUAUACGAGGACGAGGAGGAGGAGGAAGAGGAAGAGGAGGAUGAGGAGUUGGAGCCGGAGAGCGAGGAUGAGGAGGAGGCUCGGCCUUUGAAGAGGAGGGGUGUGCGGAAGACCAAGAAGGGCAAUGGAAAGCGAAAACCGGAGACAGGACGGGUGAAGAGCUAUAAGCACAGUGUGGGUCGUGCCAAACCACAUGGCAAGCGCCAGAGACCUCGAUUCGAAGCUAAAAUUGUGGGUGUGCGUAGCAAGGAGAAGCGGGAGUUGGAUUUUUACGAGUCCAUGGGGCAACGAUGUCCAUCAAGCCCUCAUGAUCGGAAAGCCACCGACACGUAUGCUGCGUUACGCGAGCAGAUGGAUUCGUCUGGGAAGGGAGAUCCGAUCGCUUGGGGGUCAGCGCGGUUUGGCAGGGAAGCGACGGACCCGCAUGCAAAGCUUUCGGGGGGUCACGCGGUUCAGGUGAAAAUCGAGGGAGCAACGAAGCGGCACGAACCCUCGGCCGCCGCAGCAGCCAAUGACGGUGUGGGAGGAGGUGUGUGGGCGAAUUCCUUGGGUGAAUGUGGCGGCGGUGUGGAAGGCUCCAUGUGGGAUAGCCCCUCUAAACAGUGCUGCUGGUCUGGUGUGGGUGGCAUGCGGCGCAGAGAUAGCAGCAGCACUCUCUGUCAUCCCCACGUGCCCAAUCCCUUCUUUCCGCUUGCUCCUCCCCCCCCCUCUCUAUCCCACCCCUCUCCCUCCUCUUCCAGAGCCCCUCUAAACGGUGCUGCUGGUCUGGUGUGGGUGGCAUGCGGCGCAGAGAUAGCAGCAACACUCUCUGUCAUGACCCCUUACGCAGUCCGUACGCCAUCCGUUGGUUCUUCUCCCACACUCCCCUUCUCCCGCCCCCCGUUUAACUCCCGCCCUCCUCUUCUCUCCCGCCACCCCCUUCUCUCCCGCCCUCCCUUCCUCUACCGCCCUCCCUUUCUCUCCCGCCCUCCCCUUCUCUCCCGCCCUCCCCCUAUCUCCCGCCCACCCCUACUCUCCCGCCCUCUCGCCAUUCAUUCCCCCCCGCCCUCGAUGAGGGAAAUAGCGGGUCAGCUCGUGGGGAAACAACAGAGACGGGCUCCCGUUUGCCAACGGCCGGGCCUAUCAAAGGUUAAGAGGACUGACUGGAACGUCUCCAACUCCCACCGGAAGAACAGUGAAUGGAUGGGGGGUUUGCACCGUAAUGUGCGGUGGAUUAUCAAGGACCACUUCACACGCCACACCCCCGUGUACAACACAGACGUGAAGGGCUUCAAGUGGGGCGACCGUGGGCUGUAUGUUCACGAGUCAGGAUUUGAGGCCUUCCGGGGGAAGGCUGAGCUUGAUGCCGAAACGAAGGACCUGAAGGAGGAUGAAAAGGAGGUGUACGACUCGGAGGACAUGGAGGAGGAUAAGGAAGAGGAGGAUGAGGAGGAGGAGGAGGAGGAGGAGGAGGAGGAUGACGAGGAGGAGGAGGAGGAGGAGGAGGAGGAGGAGGAGGACGAGGAACAUUUACAAAAGGGGACAGCAGGAGAGGCAUCACAUACGUGCGAGGAGAGGCAUUGGUGGAGACAGCAAGGGGGGCAUCAGGGAAGGCACGUGUGGAUAGAGAAAGGGGGACAGCAUUACGGAGGGGAGUGGUGCAAGGGCCGCAGCAGUAUAGGCAUGACAGGAUAG
Messenger RNA from Closterium sp. NIES-65, 2448 nucleotides. The record is from the annotation of a GenBank genome assembly. Lineage: Eukaryota; Viridiplantae; Streptophyta; Zygnematophyceae; Desmidiales; Closteriaceae.